Molecule: messenger RNA, 1593 nt
Organism: Xyrauchen texanus (razorback sucker)
Lineage: Eukaryota; Metazoa; Chordata; Actinopteri; Cypriniformes; Catostomidae
Product: neuronal acetylcholine receptor subunit alpha-9-like
Exons: 8
Coding region: 1-1593 (530 amino acids)
Biological process (GO): nervous system process; monoatomic ion transmembrane transport; regulation of membrane potential
Cellular component (GO): postsynaptic membrane; synapse; neuron projection
Molecular function (GO): acetylcholine-gated monoatomic cation-selective channel activity; transmembrane signaling receptor activity
Source: RefSeq, a predicted model, not a curated record
AUGUCUGUCCAUAAAAUGAAUCCACGUAACAUUUUGGCUCUUCUACAUUUGAUUAUCACCAUUGAUUUGAUUCCAGUAUGUUUGUGUGCACAGGGGAAAUAUGCAUUUAAGCUGCUGAAUGAUUUAUUUAAGAAUUACACCAAUGCAUUGAGACCCGUGGAGGAUACGGACAACAUCAUUAACGUUACCUUGCAGAUCACUCUCUCCCAGAUCAUUGAUAUGACACAACAUAAUCAAAUAUUCACGACAUACCUGUGGAUUCGUCAGGUGUGGUUUGAUGCCUACCUCACCUGGAAUAAGACAGACUACGAUGGGCUUGAUACCAUCCGUAUACCUAGUAGUUAUGUAUGGAGACCUGAUAUUGUCCUAUAUAACAAUGCAGAUGAUCAGUUCUCCAGCUCCAUGGAGACCAAUGUGGUGAUCCGCCAUGAUGGACAGAUUUUGUGGGACCAGCCAGCAAUAACCAAGAGCUCCUGCAAAGUUGAUGUGUCUUUUUUCCCCUUUGAUGCACAGCAGUGCCGCUUCACCUUUGGUUCUUGGACACACAACGGCAACCAAAUGGACCUUCAUAAUGCUCUGGACAGUGCUGAUCUGGCCGACUUUGUGGAGAACGUAGAGUGGGAGGUUUUGGGAAUGCCAGCAAAGAAAAACGUUAUUCUUUAUGGCUGCUGCUCAGACCCCUAUCCAGAUAUCACCUACACGCUUCACCUGAAGAGAAGAGCUACCUUUUAUAUCUUCAAUCUACUCAUACCCUGCAUGAUGAUCUCCUUCUUGGCUCCUCUGGGCUUCUACCUGCCAGCUGACUCUGGAGAGAAAGUGUCUUUAGGGGUCACAGUGUUACUGGCCCUUACUGUCUUUCAGCUAUUGGUCGCCGAAAGCAUGCCUCCUUCAGAGAACGUGCCACUCAUCGGGAAAUAUUACAUUGCCACAAUGACCAUGAUCACAGCUUCAACUGCCUUAACCAUCUUCAUUAUAAACAUCCACCAUUGCGGGCCAGAGGCCCAACCUGUUCCCGCCUGGGCACGGCGCUUUAUCCUGCACUACCUGGCUUGGAUUUGCUUUGUUUAUGACAUGGGGGAGGGCUGCCUGUCGACUCAUCCAGACAAACCUGCUCAGAAGGGAAACAACUGCACUAUUAAUGGCCGGGCCAGAGAAGAAGACUUUGCUCUGAGGGUACAAGGUGUUUCAGCCAAUGAUGUGUGUCCACAUAAGUCAAAAGACAAAUUGAAUGAAGAUGUCAGUCCAACGUUAUCUCUCGGGCCAGGAAAGGAGUGCCCCAGUGGCUGGACAGAAGGUAUCACUGUGGGCAUGGACCAUGGAGAGAUUGCAGGAGCUAAAGGGGAGGAUGGAGUGGGUGGAAAAGAACCAGUGAAGAAGAAAGAAAUACUUCUUGAAGGUCAGUGUAUCUGCCAUCACCAAACACUCCUGAGGAAUAUUGAGUACAUCGCUAACUGUUAUUACGACCAGAAGGCCACACAAAGACGGAGUGGGGAGUGGCGGAAAGUUGCCAAAAUCAUGGAUCGCUUCUUUAUGUGGAUAUUCUUUAUUAUGGUCUUUCUCAUGAGUUUGCUGAUUAUAGGGAAAGCAGUUUGA